Closterium sp. Naga37s-1 is the source of this 513-nucleotide messenger RNA. Lineage: Eukaryota; Viridiplantae; Streptophyta; Zygnematophyceae; Desmidiales; Closteriaceae. The record is from the annotation of a GenBank genome assembly.
AUGCUCGGCCUCCUCAACAACCUCAACAUGGAGUUCCAGAUGCGUGAGGUCGACAUGACCUCGGUACAGUCGCUGCUGCGACGGACUGUAAUCAACAUUCGAGGGCGAUACAUUGAGUGUGGAGAUGACUUUGGUGGCGGCCAGUAUCAGCUCCUCUCGGUCUUCCUUGCCAAGCUCAAGAAGAGCCACAAUGUCAUCGUGGAGGGCAUGGACGGGGAGGGGCGGCCGCAGCAACACAGCUACGAGCUGCACGAGGAGGCAGUGUAUGGCAGCAAGACCCCGAGCGACUUGCAGUCGUGUCUCGAGGUCUGCCGUGCACACGCCAAGGCUACGAUCAAGCAUCUCCAGAAGAGGCUCAAGGAUCUGGACAACUUGAACGGUGUCAGGCUAAUCAUGCCAGACACCUACCCACCAGGCAGAGAGGCACGCGACGAGGAGUGCCGUGACAACUUCGAGAUCCUCGUCGACUUAUUCCAUGCCCGCAAUCGAGCGGAGAUUCUCCCUGGUAAGUAA